UGUGCUCAAAAAUCGUAGAUUUUAUGUUCUUUUUUUCAUGCGGAACCUCUCGCGUUCCUAACUUUUAGUUCGUCGCGUCGGGAAGAUAAAUUUCAAUGUGCGCACGGAAUAACCUCCAAAAUUGAGGCAAAGGGUGGAAAAGUUAGCGAACAAAAAGGUCCUAUUGCAAGUCUCGGUCAAGGAUAACGUUUCCUCGCUUCUAACCAAGUGCACUCGCUAAAUAUUGAGAAUCACUUCAAACAUGAGUGAAUUUCAACGCAAACUUAUUGGCUGAUCGGUAGAACUUCGAAGUUUGGACGUUCUUAACACACUCUCUUACUUAUGAGUCCUUGAAGCCAGCAUUGUCAUUUUUUUAUAAUCGUAAUUGUGUACUUAUUAAGUUUGUAUGCGAUGAAUGAGCAUACUUCCAAAUAUGCACGUAAAACUCAAAGUUCUACGACAUGUGCGUUAUCGUGCGUCAAGAAAAGGAUAACUUAAACACGCUGAAAGUCUGAUUUUUAACAGCUUUUAGAUUCGUCUUGAAGGGAUGGAGACACAGAUCGAAAACUUUUUGGAACAGUUUAAGCUGAGCUCCGCGCGAGCAAUGGAGGAGUUCGAGAUGAAACGAAGCUCGACUUUAGGACUCUCUCUGACUGGAUUAUCAGGGACGGGUGAUGGCACUUCAACCUCCGAGUCUGAGUCAACAAUGUCUUGUGAUCAAGAGAAAGUAUUGGCCAGUGACAUUACCUCUCUUCUUGAUCAGCAGUUUAUCACCCUCACUGGUGGCCGAUCUCGAGAUGGUUAUCCUAUAAUAACCUUUCCUGCAAAUCCAAAUUUCGUCAACCUCAGUAAUGCAGAUUACCAGAAGUUAAUUAUUUACAUCACAUCUGUACCUUCGAUGCAGGAAGCUGAUAUGGGAUUUGCCAUUGUUGUGGACAGACGCAAUGAUAAAUGGACCUCUGUGAAAGCAGUUCUCUCCAAAAUAUCGGCAUUCUUCCCAGGACUGAUCCAUUCAGUGUACGUUCUUCGCCUUGAAGGAAUUUUUCAAAAGACUUUUUCAAAAAUUAGUAACAAAUUUUCAAGAGAUGAAUUCAAAUUUCAAGUAAUCGUUUGUAGCUGUCUAGAAGAAUUAUAUGAGCACAUAGAACCAUGUGAGCUCACGCCAGACCUUGGUGGAGACCUAGAAUAUCACCAUGAACAAUGGCUCCAGCAAAGAGUGGAAUUGGAGCACUUUGCAAUUAAAACCAAAGCAGUAUCGGACAGUUUAGGUGCUUUUACCAGGAGUAUUAAAGAGGCUUGCGAGGAAAAUGAGGUAAAUGAAGAAAUGCUCCUUUCUCAAGAGACUGAAUAUGCAACUUUGAAGGAUGAGAUCCUGCGUGCUGCACAAGAAGGAGAAGCACUUCUAAGCGGCAUCAAAAAACGAGAAAACAGCCAUUGUCAUGAACCAUCAUCAUUUUCAAAUAGGGCAGCCAUCGAAAGGAAGUUGGUACAGCUUGAGGAGACUGAGCGAACUUUCGAUGAAUUUUGGGGCUAUCAUGCAUCAAGACUAAAGCAGUGUCUGGAGCUGAAAGCUUUUGAAAAUGAUUUUCGACAGAUGCAGGCAAGACUGGAUGAGAAUUUGAAAAUCCUCACUGAGUCAACGGAUAUCGGAGAAACAGUGAAUCACGUUCUCUCUCUCAUCAAGGACUUCGAUGACUUUCAGCAAAUAUGCUUUGAUGAUAUUGAGCGUUGUCAGUACACAAUUAGUAGAGGCAGAGGCUUGCGUAUUGCCAGCGUCGAAGCAAACUGUGAUGAACUUCAAAGAUUGGUCAAAACGCUAGAUGACCGUCUUCACCAUCGACGCGAACUGCUUUACAAAGCCAAAGAGUUAAUGGUGAUAAUAGAGCAGGCUAAUUCUUGGUGCUCUCAAGGUGUAUCGUUACUUGCUGCGCAGCAAUUGGAUGAAUGUUCUCGCAGCCCAGAAUCGGCGGAGAAUUGUCUGGCUGCACUAGAAGAAUUUAUGAACAGUGGAAAAAAGUUUUGCUCAAGUGAUUCACAGGAUUCUACUCUGGCGUUUGAAUUAUACGUCACACCAGAAACCAAGCCUUUAGUCAAUCAGGUUGUUCAAAGGAUAACUGAUGUCACAAUGAUGUGUGAAAAGAAGCUAGCAAGUUUGAAGAAGCUCAUUAUUCGCCCUCCAAAACCUGUUCAGCAUGUUAUUCCGGAACCAGUAAUAACUUCUCAUAAAUUACAAAAUCGGCUCAGCCUUAACGAAAAGAGACUCAGUCUCAACGAAAAGUUGGAUAAUGGUGAUAAUACAAUAAGUGGAACAGAAGUAGAUGGAUCUCUGAGAACGAUGCAGGGUCACGUACUAAAUGAGUUAAUAAACACUGAACGUGUGUACGUCCGAGAACUAGGGCAAAUUGUCCAGGGCUACAUUCAUGCAAUGUAUGUGGAUGAUAUGACAAGUUUAGUUCCUGUUGCUUUAGAAGGGAAAGAAAAAAUUUUAUUUGGAAAUUUAGAAGAAAUUUAUCAGUUUCACUCAAAUACAUUUCUCCAGGAUCUAGAGAAUUGUCUCUCGAACCCUGAAUUGAUUGCAGUUUGCUUUACGCAUAGGCAAGAUGUAUUCGAUAAAUUGUACAGUUUUUAUUGUCAGAACUCAGUACGUUCUGAACAGUUGCGGUGUGUCAUUGGUGAAUCAAAUGCCUUUUUCCUAGAAUGUCAACGCAGAUUAGGUCAUAGACUUCCGCUGGCAGCGUAUCUUCUGAAACCUAUCCAAAGGAUAACCAAGUAUCAGUUACUUUUGAAGGAUUUGCUCAGGUAUAGUCAAAAUGAAAGAGGUCGUGCGGAGUUGCAGCAAGCCCUCGAAUGUAUGUUAGAUGUUUUGAGGUGUGUCAAUGAUAGUAUGCACCAAAUAGCAAUCACCGGUUUUUAUGGUAAUAUACUGGAACUUGGUAAUCUAUUGUUGCAAGGAUCAUUCUCAGUCUCAACAGAAAAUAAAAAAGAUCGGCUCAAGGAACUGCGACUGAAGCCCAUGCAGCGGCAUUUGUUUUUGUAUGAAAAUGCUAUUUUGUUUUGCAAAAAAACCACAUCAGACAACAAAGACAUGUAUCAUUUCAAAAGAUUGUUAAAGAUGUCUCAAAUAGGUCUCACAGAAACCGUGAAGGGCGACCCUCGGAAGUUUGAGCUUUGGCUUCAAGCCAGGCAAGAAGUUUAUACCAUCCAGGCAGCCAAUGUUGAGCAAAAAUCAGCAUGGGUUAAACAGAUCCAAAAACUUCUCUUCGACCAGUUAUUUGCAAUCAAAGGAGAGAAGAACCGACAGUAUUCUGUUGCAUCUGGGCCAGCGCAACACAUACCCGUAAGGCAAUCUGUAUCUCUUGACAGUGGCGACAACUGUGCUCUUCUAGGUAUCAAUAGUAAUAAAAACCAUGUCAAUGACAAUAAUGUAGGUGAUGAUGAAAAUGCUUGGUCAUCGGAUGGUAGCAUCAGUGAUAAUGAUGAAUCUUUCGCUGGCCCCCGAAACAAUGCACUAAGUGGACGUUUUAUGGCUUUAGCUGAUUACUGUGCUAUAGGACCCUCUGCUAUCUCGUUGAAAGAGGGCGAUUGUGUCGAGAUUUUGAAAGUUGGCUCUGCCGGCUGGCUAUAUGUAAAGUCUAUAGGGUCACAAAUAGAAGGAUGGGCUCCAUCCUCUUAUCUGGAACAGUGUGGCAGGAAAUCUUCUCGAAGCUGCCAGUCAGUGAGUAGUCAAGUCUCAAGUUCGACUGACUAACAGGAAAUUUACCAAUACCUGGUGUAAAAACCAGCACCGCCAGACAUUGCGGUAAUGGAUGUUUCAUCCUCUCGUCAUCCAGUUAAUUUUGCAGUUUGUGAUAUGAAAGUUUUUGUUCCUUUUCUUUUCCUAUUAUUAUGCUUAGUUUUUUAAUGAGCCUAUAUUGUUGUUAAUUUGUUGCCAGACUUACAAAUGCGAGGUCAGAGGGAAAAAUCUUCUCGGUCGGACAGAGUGAGUUCAUUACUUGACUUACUGCCUUAUUGAUCACAGCGUCAGUUUUCUUUGUGUCCACCUCAGGUCACUAUGGUCAAUUGGUCAUAGUAUCUGACCUAUCCUGUAAAGUGAACCAAGCAAUAACAUUGACAUUCAGAGGAAACUCUACAGAUCUACCAUGGAACUAUUGUGACUUUUACUUAUAUUGUUUUAAGUGCGCAGUCCUAUUUUUUUGCUCGUUAAAACAAUGAAAAAAUUUCCGCAUGUACGUCAGAACUGCUUAUAUUCAAACGUGUAUGCAGCAAAUACUGGUGUAUUGAUACCGGUGGUCCUGAAGCAAUGCAACAAUAAAGCAUAUUUUCGUUGAUGAUUGGUCGAGCCAAACUGUUGCGGUUGAAUAGCUGCAAGCAACGGGUUGAUGAACAUUUGAGGUUAGACUUUCGAAAUUGAUGCGGGUUGGAUGCCAUUAUCUAGAUCAGGUCUUUUCUUAAUCCUACUUUUUGUAGGGUUUACUUUUGGCUCCAACGUUUGCAAGAAUUCCACCUUCUAUCUGUCUGGUGAGUCUUGAUAUGGUUCCAAAAAAGUAUGAUUGCGUCAAAGCAAAAUACAAAAACGCAUCAACCAUUUUGGUUCGACCGAUUAUCAACGAAAAUACAUACGCUUAUAGCUAUGCAGGCAUGAUACAAAAUUUAUGGUCAGGCGGUAAAGAAUAGGAUAUUUUUGUGAAUACAGGGAGAACUGCUUAUUCAGAAAAAUUUGGCCGGUCCAGAACCAUUUUGAUGUAAGUGAUUUUUACUGCAUUUUUGAAGGGCUCAGUAGGUGGAAGGCAUUUAUGUAACUCUUGCAUUGCUCUUAAGAUCGUGGUUCACGUCCUCCAUAUUUAUUCAUUUCACCACUUUUCUUCUAGUCUAGUCAAAGCGAAUGUUUAAAACUGAACUGUUGAUUGCGUUGUAGUCAUAGAGGGGUUGCGAAGAGGUCAUAUUUUAAGCUAUAGAUGUAUGCUUUUUACAAGCUGGACAUUAAUGGUUGGUUUUUCCUCUGAACUCAAAAAGUAUGAAAAACCUUGCAAGAGCUUGAUUAUGUUAAGUUGUAUGAGGUCUUUUCGAAAAUUUAAUUUUGAUGAAUUUUUGCUCAAAUCGCUGUGAUGAAUUAUCAAAGAGCUGAAUUCUCUCUCCUCAUUUUACCAUUAAAUUAUUAUUAUGAUAAUCCAUUGAAUAUUUCCGUUUAAAAUAUCGUAAAUUUAAAGAUUUCCCGCCCCAAGUGGUCACAAUAAUGUGUAAUGUUGAGGGAAAAAAAGUACCCAUUAUUUUUGUUGUUAAAUAACCGAGGUUGCUUUAAAUGAAAAGAACGCUGUCCUUCUGAGAAAAUUUACCUCGAGUUUUUAUAUUUGUUAAGUCAGCUUUUUUCCUUUUUUGCUCUAACUGUUACUUUUCUUUGUGGGAAGAAAAAGCCAUUAAGGUUAUAAAAACCAUAAGAAAUUAUAAAGUCAAUGAUGUAGAAUCAUAGUCGCUAAUUUUGUUGAGUCAAUAUGAUGGUGAAAUUUCAAUUAUUGAAAAUUUAAGCCGUGCUGCAUUGAAUGGCUGUGAAUAUAACUGAAUCCAUUAAUAAACAGCAAAUAUCUGUUGCCUGUUUAAUUUUUCCCCCUUUCAGUGGAGAAAGAGUGAAUAUUGACUUUUGAGAAAACAUACCAAAGGAAUAGUUAUUUAAUUUUGAUUCCAAAUAAUUUCUAGUACAUACAUACCUUAGCAUUUCAGUAUGUAGACUAUUGGCGUGAACUCUUACUGCAAACUACAGUGUGAACGAACAUUUUGUCACUGACCACUCGCUAAUUUUGUAAAAUAUUGUCAAAUUUAUGUUAAUUAGCUGACUGUUCCAAUUUUUAAAUGUACGUACAUUUAAAUUCUCAGUGGUUUCCUAGUCCAGAAUUUAAUGUUUUAAUUGGGCUGUUUUCCCCCGUACGCCAGUUAAAUCUUUCAUGUAUCAUUCAGUUUCUUUCCACGUGUUUUUCUUCCUCUUUACUUCAUGGAGCAAAAGAGCAUUACACUAAAGUCUGAAAAGAAUAUUAUUUCAUUUGUUUUGUUGCACAUUUUUGUUUUUAGUUUAUAGCUUAGCUGCUUUUUCUUUUCUUUGUAAGGAUUGUGUUCCUUUGAGUUCUGUAUUCAUAACUCGGGAGCAGGUAUCCUUGAGGUCUCUCCGUUGAAAUGUGUACUAGAUUUUCUCUUUUUAUCCUUUCUUAGACCUAAUUUAAGUAGGUUAUUAGGAAUAAUCCAACCCUUGAAAAAAACAUUAUAAAGAAGCUCAUCUAUCUGAGAUAUCAAUCAGUUCUUCCCUCCUGAACACAACUCUGAAAUUAAACUUAAUGAAGAAUACAGGACUCAGUACUAGAAAUGUCAUUCUUCUUUGCAGUAGCUCAAUCAACAACCAUUAAGACAAGGAAUUUAUUUUUACUGUGUCCUUAUCUUUAGCUAGCUCAGUGUGCAUAGUUUCCCAACAACUCAACAUCGCUAUAGAUUUUAUAUGGCCUUAUACUAUCACCUUUUUGACAAUUAAAGUUUAUUACAAGAAACCUGGUUCAAAAUUCACAAUAACAUGUAUUUAUAUUGUACCUUUUUUUUUUACUUAAGAUUAUUAGUAAGAUGUGCUCACAAGCAAGAGUUGGUUCCAUCAAUUUAUCUAAUAUUUUACUCUUUUUUGGGGUUGGUGUGGGAUUUAUUAUCACAAUGGACCAUAGUAUCGAUGCACAUUUACCACCUGUGGUGAAGUGGUUACCUAAAAGGAAUAGCACCAAAGAUUAUUAUUUUCUACGUUUUCGUUCUCUUCCUAGAUUUUUUAACUAUCACUAGCUGGGUCUUGUUGAGAGUUCGUAAGGAUAGUGCAUAAAUUUGAUUAGUCACAGAAAUAGCACCCCAAAUGUAUUUGAUGAUGGUACUUAUUACCAACUCUAGGGGAUAGUUGUGGUUCUUGUUAGCCUAAAAACUUUUAGAAAUGCCAAAAAUUCUCAUUAAUAUAGAAUUUUGAAGUGUAAGAACAGAAGCAAGGAAUUUUUAAGAAACUUUCGAAGUACAGAAAGCAGAAUCAGUCGUCCAACGUUUUCCCAUGGCUGGUCUUUAAUUAUGUGUGACUACUGAUGAGUUUUUGUGCCAUCAAUCAUUGAAUUGUAGCCAUGUAGUUUUGAGAUUAUCGAAUCAAUGUAACUUCUUUUCCUAUGUAUUUCAAUUGAUCACUCUAAUAGUCAGAAAGUCUGUUCCAUGUAAGUGUAUCUCUCAUAUUUCCCAAGUAAUAAAAUUUGAAAUUAAGAAAAGAAAAAAAGGCCCAUGCUAAUAAAUUAUGAGUCCAAGAAGAUUUAGCUAAUUUUUUUGCUUUGGAUCGGUUCUAUUUUGAGAUUUUUCUGGGGUGUAAAUUCCUAUGACCUUUUUCUAAUCAGUGGAACUCAUUUGUAUGGUUCUAAGAGGCUCUAUGGAAUGUCUUCCAAUACACGUGUGUGCUUCAUCAAUUCAGAUGAAAUUAUUUAUCUGUGAGGGAUUUUUUGUUCUCUUUUUUUUUCUUCUCUCCCUUUCUAGUCCAUCAUCUAGCAGGUGAUCGUUACUCUAAAACUUAGCACAUGAAAUUUACUUUUGUCAAGAUCUUCGUUGAUUUACGCAUCUAAGUAUUUGCAGGUCAUUCUUUGUCAUAAAUAAAA
This is a messenger RNA of Bemisia tabaci, 7619 nucleotides long. RefSeq names its product guanine nucleotide exchange factor DBS. The record is from RefSeq and is a predicted model, not a curated record. Lineage: Eukaryota; Metazoa; Arthropoda; Insecta; Hemiptera; Aleyrodidae. Gene Ontology annotation, molecular function: guanyl-nucleotide exchange factor activity; protein binding. Gene Ontology annotation, biological process: intracellular signal transduction. Gene Ontology annotation, cellular component: cytoplasm.